This is a messenger RNA of Botrytis deweyae, 1014 nucleotides long. RefSeq lists its product as uncharacterized. Lineage: Eukaryota; Fungi; Ascomycota; Leotiomycetes; Helotiales; Sclerotiniaceae. Gene Ontology annotation, molecular function: protein binding. The coding region runs from base 136 to 747 and encodes 203 amino acids. The transcript is spliced from 2 exons. The record is from RefSeq and is a predicted model, not a curated record.
CGGCCGCUUGGAUUGACCCCUCAUUGUCUCUUGCAAAAGUUUACUUAAACUCUCAAGGAAGAUAUAUCACGAAUACGAAGCGGAAAGCAUCGUUGACUGGAAAAUAAAUACUACCAUUAAGAAUAUUUACGAAAAAUGGCACCCAAAUUUUCAGAAGACGAAAUCGAUGAUUUGAUUUAUUUUGCUCGGGUCGGGGAGAAAGACGAAUUCGAGACUUUAAGAGAGGAAUUAUGUAAAAGAGAAGGAUGUUCAGCAACUGAGUUGUUGGAGAGUGCCAGAGACAGUGAAAGUGGGAAUGGCGUGUUACAUAUGUCUGCCGCCAAUGGUCAUCACGAACUUCUCACCCUCCUCGCAAAACACCUCUCUAAUCCCUCUCCUCAAAACCCCCAAAUGCUCAAAAUACUCAACACGCAAAACGCAUCUGGGAACACACCUUUACAUUGGGCAGCCCUGAAUGGACAUUUAGAAGCAGUUAAAGUUUUAAUAGAAAAUGGAGCAGAUCCAACGAUUCAGAAUCAGAAGGGACAUGAUGCAGUCUACGAAGCAGAAUUGGCGGAUAAGACUGAAGUCGUGGAAUGGGUCUUGAAGGAGGGUGGUGAAGGACUGGAAGAGGGGAUUGCGGGAGAUGAGGGCGAAAGCGGUGAUGGAGAAGAGGGAGUGGAAGUUGUAGAAGUUGCGGAGGGAGAGGGCUUGGUGGAUAAGGUUAAGGAGUUGGGCAUUGGCGGAAGCGGUUCUGGGGAGAAAUGAACAAGUGAGGGUUUUGAAGAAUUAAUUUUACAAAAGAGACUCAUGACGCCUAGUUAAGCCUAUCCCGUCCUUUGUUAAUGAUCAGACGUAGAUAGCGCUGGCAUUUGGAUGGCUGAAGUUAGAAGUUACAUUGAAUUUGCGCUACCAUUGAUGAGAUAGUCGGCGCUCAAUGGAUGUAUCCGGCUCAUCAGCGGGGAUAACAUUGGGAUAUCCGAUGAAACCAAAACGCAUAAUAACAAAUCAAAUAUAGAAUACCGUUGAAACCUC